UUAAAGGUAAUUGCCUUUGGUACUAAAAGGGUGGUGGGAGGGGAUAAGAAUUAAAGGUUGGGAGGAAGUAUCUGUUUGAGAAGAUAGGAAAAGGGAAUUUGAGAAUUGAUUGGUGCUAGUGUGCUGUAAGUGGGUGGAUGUGGUUUUUUUUUUUCUUCUCUCUCCUUUUUUUUGGCUACAGGAAGUGAUUUGCAGUGUUCACAGCCUUUUGUUGAAAAGGGUCCUUCUCAUUUGUGUGAGUCAUGCUUUUGCUGUGAGCGAGUUGGCAGCUCUAAGCAGGACUGAGAUCUCAGUCACAGAAAACUGUUACUUCACCCAACCUUAACAAGGAACCAAAAGAAAUUUCUUAAAAAUAUACAUUUUUUCAUUUUUCCUUAUACUCUUUUUCUUUUUUACCCUAAACUCUUGUUAACCCUCUGUGCCGUUAUGAAUUGCUUGCUAUGUUAGUGCAGGCAUCUCCUGCAUUGGCAUCAGAUUUGCCAGAACAUAUGCAGGAAAGCAGAUAGAAGGGCAUGCUUCAACGUACCAAGUAUAACCGCUUCAGGAAUGAUUCUGUGACAUCUGUUGAUGAUCUUAUUCACAAUUUGCCCAUGAACAGCAAGGUCUCAGCAGUUGCUACAACUUCAGCUUCACCUUCGUACCUGGUCUCACCAGAGGUUCUCCGCAAGGACCAAGAAGAUGGACCCACCACCCUGUGUACCCUCAUCCAUAAAGUGUCCCACCUGAAACUCUCUAGCACGGGCAGCCUUUUGGGUAUCAAAAACCUCUCCUCUGCAGUAAAGGAGCUUGCUGUCUCCAAAUUGCAGGGAAGCUCGAGUGCUUCUAGUUCAGCAGCAGGGGCUUCAGACAACACAUGUAACCUUGUCUCUGCCACUUCGUGUUCUCAGCAGGACGUGAGCAAGAUGAGUAUGGGGAAAAAAGCACGGUCAGAGGAAAUGCACCUGGGAAGUGAAGAUUGGAAUCAAAGUAGCAGUUUUGUCAAUAAAUCCUCUCGAGGAUGGCUGCACUCGAGUGAGAAGAUCCUGGGACCUGGUGUGACGUACAUUGUGAAGUACUUGGGCUGUAUAGAAGUCUUACGGUCAAUGAGAUCUCUUGACUUCAGUACUAGAAUGCAGGUUGCAAGGGAAGCAAUCAGUCGUGUUUGUGAAGCCAUGCCUGGUGCCAAAAGAGCCUUCAAGAAACGAAAGCCACCAAGCAAAGUCCUUUCUAGCAUCUUGGGAAAGAGCAAUCUUCAGUUUGCAGGAAUGAGCAUAAUGUUGAAUAUCUCCACCAGCAGCUUAAAUCUAAUGAAUCCUGAUACAAAACAGAUCAUAGCAAAUCACCAUAUGCAAUCCAUCUCCUUUGCGUCUGGAGGUGAUCCGGAUACUUCAGACUAUAUUGCAUAUGUAGCUAAGGAUCCUGUUAAUCGUAGAGCUUGUCAUAUACUGGAAUGUUGUGAUGGCCUGGCCCAGGAUGUCAUCAGCACCAUAGGGCAAGCAUUCGAGCUUCGAUUCAAGCAGUACUUGCAAUGCCCUUCUAAGACACCUACUUUAUCUGAUAGAGUGCAGAGUUUUGAGGACCCAUGGAUGGAGGAAGAUAACGAGGCAACAGAGCAUCCCUAUUACAACAACAUCCCAAAUAAAAUACCUCCCCCUGGUGGAUUCCUUGAUGCCAGGCUCAAAACAAGGCUUCUCACUGCUGCAGACACACCUCAGUCUGCAUCAGGAAUGGGAGGAGAGCAAAUUUAUUAUCAGAGCCAUCAUUUAGGAGAAAAAUUCAGUGAAGAAUGGCAUCAUGGGCCUGUUAAACCAGGAACUCUGGAUAUUUGUAGUAUGUCAGAAGAGAAAUCAGAAGUAGCACCAACAGGAGAGCUGCCAAUAUAUGUAAACACCCAACAUAUAAAUAAAGAAGAUCUAUUGGCACUUCAGGCAGAUGCUGCAAGUGCCUUCAGUGGAACAGCAGAGGAUGCUGAAGCAAGCAGCCCAGGAAAGGAUCUGUUUGACAUGAAACCAUUUGAAGAUGCUCUCAAGAAUCAAACAUCUGAGGCUAUGUUGAAGAAAUCCACUUCCACGGGAUGCCCCAGUCCUCCUUUAUCCAGAGUAGCUGUCCGGACUGAAGCUGAGGAGCUGAGUACAGAGCCAUGGUAUCAAGGAGAGAUGAGCAGGAAAGAAGCAGAACAGCUGUUAAAGAAAUGUGGAGAUUUCCUUGUGAGGAAGAGUACCACGAAUCCUGGCUCAUAUGUACUGACAGGCAUGCACAAAGGACAAGCCAAGCAUCUUCUUUUGGUGGACCCAGAAGGAACUGUUCGUACAAAAGAUCGUGUCUUUGACAGCAUAAGUCAUCUCAUCAACUAUCACCUUGAGAAUAAUUUGCCUAUAGUUUCUUCAGUGAGUGAACUCUGCCUGCAACAGCCUGCUGAAAGAAAACACUGACUCCAGAUAACUCUUUUAGUUAUUGCAACUUGCAAGCUAUGACUGGUAGAAAUUGCAGAUCUGAAAGGAAAAUGUACAUUAAAAAAAACCCCACAUACAUUUCACAAGUAUGUUUUAUUUAAG
Molecule: messenger RNA, 2534 nt
Organism: Haemorhous mexicanus (house finch)
Lineage: Eukaryota; Metazoa; Chordata; Aves; Passeriformes; Fringillidae
Gene: SHC3
Product: SHC adaptor protein 3
Exons: 12
Coding region: 513-2411 (632 amino acids)
Biological process (GO): intracellular signal transduction; cell surface receptor protein tyrosine kinase signaling pathway
Cellular component (GO): plasma membrane
Molecular function (GO): receptor tyrosine kinase binding
Source: RefSeq, a predicted model, not a curated record